This is a messenger RNA of Wallemia ichthyophaga EXF-994, 1434 nucleotides long. RefSeq names its product Lactation elevated protein 1. The transcript has 4 exons. Gene Ontology annotation, molecular function: ATP binding; ATP hydrolysis activity. Gene Ontology annotation, biological process: protein quality control for misfolded or incompletely synthesized proteins. Gene Ontology annotation, cellular component: cytoplasm; mitochondrion. Lineage: Eukaryota; Fungi; Basidiomycota; Wallemiomycetes; Wallemiales; Wallemiaceae. The coding region runs from base 1 to 1434 and encodes 477 amino acids. The record is from RefSeq and is a predicted model, not a curated record.
AUGGGCAGAAUUAGUGGUAGAGUUUACAGCACGCACACCACGCUCAGCGCUGAGGAGACAGAGGAUGGAUAUGCGGGCGAAGAGGGAAGCAGAGGGGGCAACACACCGCACACAGCUUCAUCCACGAACACGCCAAUAGAGAAAUACAAAGACCUCGUUAAAACGGGUGUUCUCAAUGCUGAUAGUCACCAAUCCCGGGUUAUAGCCCGACUCAAUGAUCUCCAUUGCGAGCUGACGACGUAUAAUCCCAGCGCACUAUUUGCACUAGACAGCCGCAUUAGUGCAUCUACCGCGCCGCUGCCGUGGUGGAAACGGGUCAUUGGAGGUAAAUCGCAGGCGCUACUUGAUUCCGAACGCGCACAGGCCAUCGAAGAUAAACGCUCCCGUAUCCCACAUGGUCUGUAUCUCUACGGCGACGUAGGCACGGGGAAAUCAAUGCUCAUGGACCUCUUCCACAACACAGUCCCGUCCCACCUCCGCGACCGCGCGCAGAGGUGGCAUUUUCACGCGUUUAUGCAGAGCGUGCACAAGCGGAUACACGUAGCGCGCGUGGCAGGCUCUUCUGAUCCUUUAGCUGACGUGAUAGAGUUGCUAGCCCAAGAAUGCACCGUGCUCUCCUUCGAUGAAUUCCAAGUGGUCGAUAUAGUCGAUGCGAUGAUCCUGCGCAGGUUGUUCGAUGGUCUGAUCGAUCGCGGUGUUGUGGCGGUUAUGACUAGUAACAGACAUCCCGAUGAGCUGUACGCAAAUGGCAUUCAGCGCGACUCUUUCCUUCCUUGCAUCUCCCUUCUCAAGACGGCAUUUGAUGUUGUUUCUCUAAACUCGGGCACUGAUUACCGCAAAUUACCACGCGCCAGUACUAAGGUUUAUUUCUCUCCUAUCGAUUCAGCGAACAGAACGGAAUUUGAAAAGAUGUGGGAGGCCACUGCGGAUGCUACUCCUGAUGUGAUCCAUAAUAGAGAGCUGCACGUGUGGGGCCGUCCACUGCGCAUCCCACUUAGCAGCUCCGACGGCAACGUUGCGCGGUUCUCCUUUUCUCAGCUCUGCGGAAUGCCUCUCAGUGCUGCGGACUAUCUCGAGAUAGUGGCCACGUUCAACACUAUCUUUGUAGACGAUAUCCCGCAGCUCUCCCUCAAUGUGAAGGAUCAGGCCCGCCGUUUCAUCACCUUCAUUGACGCAGCUUACGAAUCGAAAGCUCGCCUCCUCCUCCUUUCGCAGGUGCCGAUUGAGGCUAUUUUCGCAGAUGAGUCAAGCAACGCAGGUGAAAUCACCGACGUGAUGCGUUCUGCGAUGGAUGAUCUGGGCCUCAACGCUGACACUGUUGGGGCGUCGUCUAUGUUCACCGGCCAGGAAGAGGUCUUCGCUUUCGCUAGAGCUGUCUCGCGUUUAAGCGAGAUGAGCAGCAGACAGUAUGCCGAACUCUCGAGUGGCGUGUAA